Molecule: messenger RNA, 1080 nt
Organism: Aspergillus pseudonomiae
Lineage: Eukaryota; Fungi; Ascomycota; Eurotiomycetes; Eurotiales; Aspergillaceae
Product: DNA/RNA non-specific endonuclease
Exons: 1
Coding region: 1-1080 (359 amino acids)
Biological process (GO): apoptotic DNA fragmentation
Cellular component (GO): mitochondrial inner membrane; nucleus
Molecular function (GO): single-stranded DNA endonuclease activity; nucleic acid binding; RNA endonuclease activity
Source: RefSeq, a predicted model, not a curated record
AUGUCUGGAAUAAGACAAGCAGCGAUAGCAGCAGCCAGCGCUGCAGCAGGUGCAGGUGCUGCGCUUCUAUACACAUCAACAGUUCAAUCACGUCAGCCUGAACCGACACUCGAGAUCAUUCCUCCGGAUUCGCAAGGUAUCUCCCCGCUACCUGGUAUCCGAACCAAAGCUCUUCCAGUCCAAAUUCCCUCUCCCGGUCUUGCGAUACCACCCUCCAUUUUUCCCAAGGUCGAUCCAACCGGCAUUCUAAAAUACGGCCACCCGGGCCCAGUGAUUGACGAAUUAAAAGCCCUCCCUUUCUACGGUGCAUACGACCGUCGCACGCGGAAUCCACUUUGGGUCGCAGAACACAUAACACCAGAAUCACUCGCUCAGACUAUCUCAUCACGCAGGGACAACUUUCGGGAAGAUCGCAGCAUCCCCAAGAUUUUUCGCGCAAAGGUGAGCGACUACUCCAGAAGCGGGUAUGACCGCGGGCAUCAAGUCCCCGCUCAAGAUGCGAGGUGGGAUCAAAAAGCGCUCGACGAGACCUUCAAGAUGUCCAACAUGUGUCCGCAAGUCGGCAAAGGGUUUAACAGCGGCUACUGGCUUCGUCUGGAGGAGUUCUGCCGCAAUCUGACCACAAAGUAUCCCUCUGUGCGGAUCGUGACCGGUCCUUUAUACCUGCCGCGUAAGGAUGACAAUGGCAAAUGGCGCGUUAGCUACGAGGUUAUUGGCUCCAGUGAGGUGGCCGGUGCAGAGGAUAUCAGCCUGAGGGAGAAUAACAACUUUGCACCGAAUGUAGCCGUUCCUACGCAUUUCUUCAAGAUUGUCUAUGGGGAGGAAGAACCCCAGGAUGAAGACGGGAAUGAGAGUUCCACAGGUGAAGUUGCACUGGGGGCGUUCGUCCUGCCAAACGCUCCGAUAGAUACCUCCAAGAAGCUGGUAGACUUCGAGGUCGAUGUUGCCCAUAUCGAGCGUGCCAGCGGUCUGGAGUUUGUGAAGAAUCUGGAUCCCAAGCGGCGGAAACGGCUCUGUAAAGAGGUUGAGUGCGAUAUCUCAGUUAAGGAUUUCAGCGAUAAAAUGAAAUCCAAUCUGUGA